AUGGCUUGGGGAAACAUCUACCUAAUCGCCGCUAUCGCCGUCAUCGGCGGUGGUCUUUUCGGCUUCGAUAUUUCUUCCAUGUCUGCCAUCAUCAGUACGCCGCAGUAUAGAUGCUACUUUGACCAAUCGCCCGACCGUUCUUGCGCCGGUCCAAGACCCGAUGUUCAAGGAGGUAUUACAGCUUCUAUGCCUGGAGGCUCUUGGCUCGGAGCCUUGGUCUCGGGCUUCCUUUCUGAUAUUCUGGGACGAAAGAGAGCUAUCAUGGCCGGUGCUGUGGUCUGGGUCAUUGGAAGCGUCAUUGUUUCCGCCUCGCAGAAUAUCGGCAUGCUCAUUGUGGGGCGGAUAAUCAAUGGGUUCAGCGUCGGCAUCUGCUCCGCCCAAGUACCGGUAUACAUUGCAGAGCUGGCCAAGCCCUCGACGAGAGGCAGAUUAAUCGGUGCCCAGCAAUGGGCUAUCACUUGGGGCAUCAUGAUCAUGUUCUAUAUCAGCUACGGCUGUUCCUUCCUCGACGGACCCCAAGCUUUUCGAGUUCCAUGGGCACUACAGAUGCUUCCUGCUAUUGGCCUCUUUUUCGGCAUGAUCAUGCUACCUGAGUCUCCUCGAUGGCUCGCACGCAAAGAUCGUUGGGAAGACUGCCACGCCGUCUUGGCCCUUGUUCACGGAAAAGGCGAUCCUAAUAAUCCUUUUGUUGCCCGCGAAUAUAAGGAUAUCAAAGAGAUGGUGGAAUUCGAGCGGCAGAAUGCAGACGUAACCUACUUAGAGCUGCUGAAACCCAACAUGAUCAAUCGUACCCAUAUUGGUGUCUUUACUCAGAUCUGGUCUCAACUCACAGGGAUGAAUGUGAUGAUGUACUAUAUCACCUACGUUUUCACAAUGACUGGAGCCGACUCCACUUCCGCCCUCCUCCUUUCCUCCUCCAUCCAAUAUGUAAUUAACGUCGUCAUGACCGUUCCCGCCCUCCUCUUUGUCGACCGCUGGGGCCGCCGUCCCACCCUCUUAGUGGGGGCAACCUUCAUGGCGACCUGGAUGUUUGCCAACGCCGGCCUGCUUGCCUCGUACGGAGAGUACGCUGGCCCUGAAGGCGUCAAUAAUACCCCUGAAGCCAGCACCCGCAUCUCCGGGCCGCCCGCCAAAGCCGUUAUCGCAUGUACGUACCUCUUCGUCGCAUCGUUCGCUCCUACCUGGGGCCCCGUAUCAUGGAUCUACCCGCCGGAGAUCUAUCCCCUCCGUGUGCGCGGCAAGGCGGUCGCCCUCUCCACCUCUGCGAACUGGGCGAUGAAUUUCGCCCUCGCCUACUUCGUCCCGCCUGCAUUCGUCAACAUCACCUGGAAAGUCUACAUCCUCUUCGGCGUCUUUCUCGUGGCCAUGUUCAUCCACGUCUUCCUCAUGUUCCCUGAGACGGCGAAUAAGACGCUCGAGGAGGUCGAGUCGAUCUUUUUGGAUCCGCACGGGAUUAAGGGGAUCGGGACCCCGGCCUGGAAGACCAAGGUCAAUCAUAAGAGAAUCUUGGAUGUGGAGAGGCAUGGUAGUGUGGCUGGCGAAGGGGAGGAAGUAGAGACUAAGGGGAUCACGGGUGGCUCGGUGGAGGAGCGGAGGAUCGAACGGCAGAGCAGCGGGGAGAGGUCUACUGGUGAUGAGAAGAAGAUCUGA
Molecule: messenger RNA, 1650 nt
Organism: Endocarpon pusillum Z07020
Lineage: Eukaryota; Fungi; Ascomycota; Eurotiomycetes; Verrucariales; Verrucariaceae
Exons: 3
Coding region: 1-1650 (549 amino acids)
Biological process (GO): transmembrane transport; carbohydrate transport
Cellular component (GO): membrane
Molecular function (GO): carbohydrate:proton symporter activity
Source: RefSeq, a predicted model, not a curated record